This is a messenger RNA of Penicillium argentinense, 447 nucleotides long. RefSeq names its product BUD31 family protein. The coding region runs from base 1 to 447 and encodes 148 amino acids. The transcript has 3 exons. The record is from RefSeq and is a predicted model, not a curated record. Gene Ontology annotation, biological process: mRNA splicing, via spliceosome. Gene Ontology annotation, cellular component: nucleus; spliceosomal complex. Lineage: Eukaryota; Fungi; Ascomycota; Eurotiomycetes; Eurotiales; Aspergillaceae.
AUGCCUCCAAUCCGCACCUCCCGCAAUCGCAAACCGCCACCUGCGGGCUUUGACGAUAUUGAAGAUACCCUUUUGGAAUUCAGCAAUAAAAUGAAGGACGCGGAGAAUGCCGACCACGAGGGAAAGAAGAAGUACGAGACUCUAUGGCCGAUCUUUCAAAUUAGCCACCAGCGCUCACGAUACAUCUACGACCUCUACUACGAAAAAGAAGCCAUCUCCAAGCAACUCUACGACUGGCUCUUGAAGAACAACUACGCCGACGCAAAUCUUAUUGCCAAAUGGAAGAAACAGGGUUAUGAGAAGCUCUGCUGUCUCCGCUGCGUCCAGUCCAAGGAAACGAAUUUCAACGCCACCUGCAUCUGCCGCGUACCCAAGGCUCAACUUAAAGAGGAACAGUCGAUUCAGUGUGUUAGUUGUGGGUGCCGGGGUUGCGCGAGUAGCGAUUGA